AUGUCGAGUGACGAAGAUGAGAACGUCGCAGAAGAUUUAGAAAGUGAAAAUGAUGACGUCGAUGAUGACGUCAAUGAGGAUGAAGAAGAAGAUGAUGAUGAUAAAGACGACGACGACGAAGAUGAUCAUGUCAGCAAGAAACCACGUGUCUACUUACCCGGAGAACCUCUGGCCCGGGGAGAACAGUUGGUGUACGACGAGAGUGCCUACGUCAUGUACCAGCAGGCCAACACAGGAGCACCGUGUUUAAGUUUUGACAUAAUAGAGGACAAACUUGGGGAAAGCAGAGAAUCAUUUCCACUGACUUGCUACUUGGCGGCCGGCACCCAAUCUCAAAAUGCUCAUUCAAACAGUGUCGUCGUCAUGAAACUCUCAAACAUGCAUCCAAUCAGGUCGAAGAAGAAGAAGAAGAAAGAUGAUGACGACGAUGAUGACAGUAGCAGCAGCAGCAGUAGUAGUGAAGAAGAGGAUGAUAAUGAGGUAGGUGGAGAGGGUAAAAAAGCCUCCAAAAUGGAAGCCGCCAUGCUGAGGCAUCCAGGAACAGUUAACAGGAUCAGGACCACAAAAAUAGGAGAUGCCAAUCUAGCAGCAACUUGGUCUGACACUGGAAAGGUGUACAUAUGGAACCUCACUGAACCCAUGAAGGCAAUUGAUUCAAAUCAGGGCGGGUCAAAGUUCAAAUCAGACAAGCAUUCAUCACUGUUCUCAUUCAGGGGUCAUCAGAUUGAAGGGUUUGCCCUGGAUUGGUCAUCUAAAGUGCCUGGUCGACUGGCGACGGGAGAUUGCAAGAAGAACAUUCACAUCUGGUCGAUGACCGAAGAAGGCAAGUGGGAGGUUGACCAGCGACCUCUUGUCGGUCACGAGAAAUCCGUUGAAGAUGUUCAGUGGUCACCGAGCGAGGCAAAUGUUUUAGCAUCCUGUUCCGUGGAUCGAAGCAUUCGAAUAUGGGAUGUGAGAUCUACUCCAAACAAGGCUUGCAAGAUAACAAUUGGUGAUGCUCACGAUAGUGAUGUCAAUGUCAUCAGCUGGAAUAAGUUGGAGUCUCGUUUCAUAUUAUCUGGUGGUGAUGAUGGAGUCGUCAAAGUCUGGGACUUGAGCAUGUGCAAGAAAAACUCUAGCGGCACAUCACUGCAGCCUGUAGCUCGCUUCAAACACCACAGCCGACCAAUCACGUCGAUCGAAUGGAACCCACACGACAGCACUGUUUUCGCAACCAGUGGAGAAGAUGACCAGCUGACCAUUUGGGAUAUUGCCGUAGAGACGGAUGAAAAACCAAAGAUUAAAAAGAAUAACUCUCUAAAUAAAUAUAGCACAGGUAACACUGAAAAUAUCAAAGGUGAGGUUGAUCCAAAGAAAGAAGCGAAAGAUAAAGGCAAUGACGAUGACGAUGAAAAAGAUGACACAGAUGAUGAAACCGCAGGGCCGUCAGAAACAAAAAAAGACUCAAAAACGGUUAAAGAUGACGACGACCUUGACAUCCUACCCCAGCUUUUAUUCAUACACCAGGGACAGAAGGAGAUAAAAGAACUUCACUGGCACACGCAGCUACCUGGCGUCGUCAUCAGCACUGCACUCGAUGGCUUCAACAUAUUUAGGACUAUCAGUGUUUAAACCGUGUGUCAUAUAUAAUGUCUAUCUACUUCUAUGUCUCUUAUUUCAACUUGUUAAUGUUUUUUUUUCAAUUUUUAAAUAAAACGGUUAA
This is a messenger RNA of Helobdella robusta, 1702 nucleotides long. RefSeq lists its product as hypothetical. Lineage: Eukaryota; Metazoa; Annelida; Clitellata; Rhynchobdellida; Glossiphoniidae. Gene Ontology annotation, molecular function: protein binding. The record is from RefSeq and is a predicted model, not a curated record. The coding region runs from base 1 to 1611 and encodes 536 amino acids. The transcript has 7 exons.